Cajanus cajan (pigeon pea) is the source of this 1806-nucleotide messenger RNA. Its product is annotated as coumaroyl-CoA:anthocyanidin 3-O-glucoside-6''-O-coumaroyltransferase 1. The record is from RefSeq and is a predicted model, not a curated record. Lineage: Eukaryota; Viridiplantae; Streptophyta; Magnoliopsida; Fabales; Fabaceae.
GAGUGCUAUAGAAGAAUUAUCUCUAUUGAGUAACCUUACACAAUUCUCUUCUAGCAUAUUGCUGAACAAAUGGCAGAGGCAACAACAAAUAAACUUGUAGAGAAAUCUCAAGUUGCUCCAGUUACAACCAAAACCACGUCUCUUCCCCUAUCAUUCCUGGACUUAACUUAUACAGGUUCUCGUUACUAUGUGAGACGCCAAUUCUUCUAUGACUUUCCCCAUCCCACACACAUUUUCUAUGAAACUAAACUCCCCUCUCUCAAACACACACUCUCUCUUACCCUUCAACAUUUUUACCCUCUCGCUGGAAAUCUCCUUUGUCCCCCACCACCCCACAAACCCUUCAUUCGCUGCACCGAUCAUGACUCUGUCACCUUAACUGUCACUGAGUCCCAAGCUGAUUUCAACCUUCUCUCAUCCAACCACCCCAAAAGUCUCAAAGAUUUGGGUAAAUUGGUUCCCAACUUGUCAUGCACAACUGUGCCUAAUGACACGUUCGUUUCCCCAUUGUUGGCCCUGCAAAUCACGGUUUUCCCCAACUGUGGCCUUUGCAUCUCGAUCACGUAUUGCCAUGCAAUCAUGGAUGGUAGGUGUUGCUGUUAUUUCAUGAAGUGUUGGUCUUCCAUUUGUCGAAGUGGUGGAGUUGAUUUGACACUUUUGGAGAUCUCACCGCCAUGCUUUGAUAGGGAAGUGUUGAGAGACACCAAAGGACUCGAGGCCAUUUUCUUGAGAGACUACUUUGAAGCAAGGUCGACAUGGAAGGUUGGUCCAAUUCCUAAACAUGGAAUUGAUGAUGAGGGCUAUGUUAAGGCAACGAUUACUUUUGGAAGAGAUGAUAUUGAGGCCAUGAAAAAAUGGGCGUUGAAUCAGUGGAAAAAAGAUGAUAAAUUUCAAGCGCCGCAAUAUCUAUCAAAAUUUGUGGUGACGUCUGCUUUCUUGUGGGUUAGCUUGGUUAAAGCAAAAUAUAGAAACGACAACGAAGAAGAACAAGUAGAGAUGAUAGAGGACUACUUCCGUUUUGCAGCAGAUUGUAGAGAUCGCCUUGAGUACCCGAUACCAGCGACUUACUUUGGAAAUUGCUUGGCGAGAUGUUAUGUAGGGCUGAAGAGAAAGGACCUAAAGGGAGAAGGUGGUUUUGUGAACGCAGUGAAGGCCAUUGUAAGGACAAUAGCUGAUAUGAAAACUGAACCUCUGAAAGGUGCAGAAAAUUGGAAGGAAUUGUUUAUAAAGACGUUUCUACCGGGACGUUUAGUGUUAGUUACAGGAUCACCUAAGUUCAAUGUUUACGAGACUGACUUUGGAUUUGGAAAACCUACCAAAGUCGACGUUGCACAUUCCAGUAUGUUUUUGUCUUUUGUCGAAAGUAGAGACAAAGAAGGAGGAUUAGAGGUUGGCUUGGUAUUUAGAAGUGAGGAAUUUGAAUAUUACAUUACUGUCAUUGAGCAAGGACUUGUAACAUUAAAAUCUUAAAUAAUUGUGUGCGUUGUUCGACAAAGGGCAACAUGCAGUAUUGCUACUUUAAGUUUUAUUUAGGAUUUGUAGUUCAUGGUGAUGAUAGUUAAAAUAUGUUGUAGUAUGCUGUUGACACUUUGGAAUAAAAAAUAUGGUGAUGGUAUAAUAUUUGAACCUUAUUAUAUGAAAAAGAUGUGGAGUGCUCUGACAAGAAGGCUCCAAUGGAGAAUCUUAGAUGCGGAGAGGUAUUUUAUGCACAGGCUGUGAAGACAAGGUUGGAUGGAGAGUUAUAUUUUGUGUUGGCAUUGAUGAUUUGAGACCUUAGUUUAUGAGGUAAUUACUGGUUGUCAUUUU